UAAACGAAUCGGAGAGGUGUUAAUAAGACGAACGAUACGUUUCUUAGUCCGGGUUAAGUAAAGGAUAGGCGAUGAAGGGAAUAUACGUCGCCAUCGCCUUCCUGGCAGCUUCGGCCGUGAACGUCGUGAACUCCGAUCAGGAUUUUUCGGAAGAAGGCUUCUUGGAUGACAUUCCUACAAAAUGCCCAUUGCCACAACCAAAUUGGAGGAACACCACAACCAACAUCCCGCAUGAAAAUGAUUGCGUGUUGUUUUACAAGUGUAAUCUGGGACGAGGUUUCAGGCAAAUAUGUCCCUUGAUGAUCAAAGGAGAUCCAGUGUCAAGAUUGCAUUACAAUAGACGCCUGCAGGUUUGUGAUUGGCCAUGGCAGGCCGGUUGCGCAAGUUGCUCAAUACAGUAUCCAAAUGGAACAUUUCCGCCGCCGGAAAAAAUAAAUAAUCCAACGAACGAUUGCCAGUACCUAGAGUGCAUAGAAGGACAAGCACACGGACCAUAUAAUUGUCCACCUGGUACAUGCUUCAGUCGCACAUGUCAGGAAUGUGUUCAGGACAGGACUAAUGGAAAAUGCGAUCAACCUAUAAAUCCACCAUGCAUAGAAGGCAAUCAAAGAUUGCAUGAUUGUUACUGCGAUGUUUAUGAAAAAUGUACAAGAAUUAACGGACAACUUCUUUGGAUCUCGCAGAAAUGCGAGGGUGGUUUACAUUUUAGCACCACAAGAAACGAAUGUCUGCCAGCGAAUGAAGCUAAUUGUCCACACAUAAUCCACACAUAAGGCAUCUAUAAGGCAGAAAAAAAUU
Messenger RNA from Trachymyrmex cornetzi, 798 nucleotides. RefSeq lists its product as uncharacterized. Bases 72 to 773 code for a protein of 233 amino acids. Gene Ontology annotation, cellular component: extracellular region. NCBI's taxonomy places the organism in Eukaryota, Metazoa, Arthropoda, Insecta, Hymenoptera, Formicidae. The record is from RefSeq and is a predicted model, not a curated record. Gene Ontology annotation, molecular function: chitin binding. The transcript has 2 exons.